Octopus sinensis (East Asian common octopus) is the source of this 672-nucleotide messenger RNA. RefSeq lists its product as uncharacterized. The record is from RefSeq and is a predicted model, not a curated record. Bases 57 to 596 code for a protein of 179 amino acids. Lineage: Eukaryota; Metazoa; Mollusca; Cephalopoda; Octopoda; Octopodidae. The transcript has a single exon.
ACCAAUGCCAAGAUCCAGUAAUUAUAUAAAUUAAUAAUUAGGUCUAUGCAACUGCAAUGUACCAAACUCGUCUACCUAACGAACUGGAACGAGUUUUAUCGAAUAGAGAGCAAAGAUCCGCAGCAGAGGUGCAUCAAGAUAUCGAACCAGAUCAAAUUGUAGAAAAAUCCUCAGAUACCGACUUUUUUUCCUCAGACCAAGAAAAGCAAGACGAAAAUCACACAAAAAUCCAGCCAAACAAAUUGAAACAUCGCAAAAGAAAGAAAAAGCCAAAAAACCCCCAAAACAGAUCAAAAAUCCCACCAAUAACAGAAAAACCGCCACCCACAUCGGAACCCCUCCCAGAAAACGUGGUGGUCGAAUAUUUGGAGGAGGAAAUUAAGUUUGACGUGAACGACCCGAACUAUCUCGACUACACCCGAAUAUUGGACGCAUUCAAGACGGCGGAGGCUCGUUCGCAGCCGAAUCGAGUCGUAGUCCGCAAUGACAGCAAUGCAGUCAAAGACGAGGCCAUGAACGUGGUCCCCGUCAAGGCAAGAGGUGCCUAUGCUCAGUUGGAGGUCGAGAAGGAGGUUGUGUCACGACUGACUGUUUAGAUUCGCGAAAACAAGGAUAAUCGAAAGCUGUCUAAAAAGCAGUGGAAAAAGCUGAAUCGGUACACUGUGGCUGAAC